This is a messenger RNA of Phaedon cochleariae (mustard beetle), 624 nucleotides long. The record is from the annotation of a GenBank genome assembly. NCBI's taxonomy places the organism in Eukaryota, Metazoa, Arthropoda, Insecta, Coleoptera, Chrysomelidae.
AAACAGUUGAAGUUUCUGAGAAUUCGAGGCUACAAACGUGAUAAGAUCUGGAUAACAUGUUGGGAGUAAUCUUAGACGUAACCAUAGCAACAGCGUCCACAGCACAACACAGACCUAUUUCCUCGAAGAUGUUCAAAUUGGUGGUGUUGUGCGCUCUCGCAGCCGUGGCGGCAGCCAAGCCCGGUCACCUUUUGGCGCCCACCCUGUACAGCAGCGCCGUGGUAGGUUCAGUGCCGACCAGCGUCAGCCACCAGAGCAGCUCGGUGGUUCACAGCGCAGCCCUUGUCAGCCCAGUAGUUCAUUCGGCCCCGCUUCUGCACGCAGCUCCUAUUGUCCACACAGCCCCCAUAGUUCAUUCAGCUUACACGGCUCCCCUGGUUCAUGGUUAUGCUGCCCCAGGACUGCUGGGACAUGGAGUUUUUGCUGGGCAUUAUUAGGAGACAUUUAGAGUUUUGUGGAGGAGACAUGGAAGGAUGAGUUUUCGAAAUUUUAUUUAUCAUGGACAGUGCCAAAAUUAUUAUUGUCAAUAUGUUUAUAGUAGUCGACGCCAUUUAUUUGCAAGAAUAAUAUAAAAUUAAGAAUACAAACGUUUAUAUUUAUUUGAUUUCGUCAUAUCUAUUAUAA